CCGUGACGUUUUAAGCCUAAUUGUUAGUUGCCCUAGGAUUUGUUUUCUAGUACUUAAGCAACCUUUAAAAAGCUGCAGACUCUAUCCUUCAAGCCAGCUUUCCAGUUUCCAUUAUUUCUGGCGUGCGUGUACGUUAUGUUUAAUAAACAGGUUAAAUCCGUUACAUUUAUUAAACAGGUUAAAUCCAUGGGACGAAUUGCAGAGACUUGGAAGCUCGAUCCGUAGUAAACGGUCACAUGUGUUGAGGUUCACAAGGGCUGGGCUAUCUUGGGGUUUAUUGUUGUAAAGCCCUUGUUAUUCUGGCUGCGUCAUCCCGUAAGCUUAAGAGAAGGUGAGAGAAACUCUUGGGUGGAUUUGUGCUUUAAUUACUAUUUCAAUAAAUGUGUGAUCGGCCAUCUUCGAUCUUUCACUACUAUCAUUAGUUACCUGCUCAAGUAUUCUAUUCUAUGAUGGUAAAUCUCUUUUGGUAAACCAUGGCAUCUAUUCUAUGAUGGUCCACCCAAGAGUCACACUGUCACACAGUAUCCAGUCACCAACUGACAUUGGACUCACUCAACACACUGAAAUGGUGUGGCAGGACUACUCUUUCUGAUAUCUCCCAAAAGGACUUCCUUUAUUGUUUUAAGGUCUCCAUUGCACCAAGUUGAAAGGGAGCAUGGAAGAGAAGAAAGAGAGAACAGUGCUUAAUUCCUUUGUCAAUGGCGGAGUGGCUGCGCUUCUUAUUGAGUCUGCUCAAGGGCAUACGCCUACUCAAAAUUCCACAUGGUACUGAAGGACCACCUUCGAGACCAUCCCAUGUUGAGGGCGGUCUUUCACGUCCAGGUCAAGAUGUUUCCUGUUACAGCCUUGCUUGGAACCUUAUCUUAUAGUCAGCAGCUUGGAAUAUACGAGAUUCUGAGAAGAAGAGCAAUUUCUAGCAAUGAUGGUAAGCCACCGAGUCUUUUGCAGGAAGCUGGUUGUGGGUUGAUUGCUACAGCAGCAACAGAAUAUUUCAGCUAUCCAUUAUUCAUAGCGUGGCACAAUAAGAGGGUUAAAUCCAUGGGACCAACUGCAGAUUGUUGGAGAAUCAGAGACAAAUGGUCAGAUGUAUUGUUAGGUCCUUCCAUGAGGUCAAGAAUUGGUUUAGGCAUGGGUAUGCUUGCUUCCUAUAAUCCAAGUCUCCAUUAUUUCAUGGAAUCUAAGCGUUUUUCCGAAGGGGAUGCAAAGCUUGGCGCAGGGGCUAUUUCAGCAUUGUCUGCUGUUACAUGUGCUUCGCUUGCUUCCUCCUUCGAUUUUGUGAGUGAAGCUGUAAAAUCAAAACGACAAUUGCAUCCUACUGGAUUCUUUUUUCAUCUAUGUAGAGGUGCGCCUAUGAUCAUGGUAUUCUGGGCUGUUUUUGAACAACUCCAGAAAUAUUCCGCUGUGGUUGUUUGGAAAUGACAGGUGAGGUGAGGUUGGUUUGGCCAAAUAUUCCCCCACUGGAGCCUCACUCUUUGAGUGUUGGUGUCAAGCUUUCCUUGAGAUCUCAUAUCCUCUUUUGUUUAACCUCAUUAAGUCUGGAUUUGGAUUGGAUUUGAUUAAUCAAUAGUUUGACAUGACCAUGGUUUGUAGAAUUGAAUUAUUUACUGUGUCACUUAAUUUUAAAUUACUCACACCUUGUUGCAAUUGUGGUCUGUAAGCGUUCAAAUUGCAAACAAUGAUUGUUUAGUUGUUUGGCUUUUUAGUUGAAGCUAGAAUAUAUGUAAGCUUCAAUGCUCAGGCCCUUUGUCAAUGGCGGAGUUGCAGUGCUCAAGCACAUAUUUUUGGCUUUGCUUGCUGGAGCAUAUCUCAUCCUCCCAGGAUAUAAUCAUCCAUUUAAUUCGUCCCUUUGCGAUAUUGAAACCUAUACAAAUUAAUAUUUUAGCUAGAACAUUGAAGGCAUUACUUGCUCAUGAACAAAGAAAGUUGUUAAUACAGAUCAGUACGUUCUGCUGUUCAUUUUGAUGUCCAAAUGGUAUUGUGCUGCAGCUAUAUUUCGAGCUUAUGAUAUAACAGAUGGCAUGGAAGAUUGCAAUUUAACCCCAAAGUUUUGUGCAUUAAUUCUUGAUCAUAUACUGAGUAUUGAAUGAAACUGUAUGUUAUACAUCGAUCUGUGUUCUUUUAGUUAGAUCAGGUGCAGGGCAAUUUCAGCAUUGUCUGCAGCUGCU
Rosa rugosa (rugosa rose) is the source of this 2165-nucleotide messenger RNA. RefSeq lists its product as uncharacterized. The transcript is spliced from 4 exons. The coding region runs from base 763 to 1419 and encodes 218 amino acids. Lineage: Eukaryota; Viridiplantae; Streptophyta; Magnoliopsida; Rosales; Rosaceae. The record is from RefSeq and is a predicted model, not a curated record.